CGCAACACGUUCUCCAUUCGAACUGGAUCAGUUCCUAGCCGCAUCCACGAGACGUCCCGCCGAUUUAGUUAGAAUAUAGUUGCGAGAGUGCAAAGAGUUCCUUCGCCGAUCGUAAUUUUGACGAUCAAUCGCACAAUGACGACGGUGAAGGUGAGCGGAAAGGAAGGCGAAAGGGUGGUUUGAUACGCAUUGCAGAGCUCAUGUGUAUAACAGUGCUGUUAUUGCUGUUUCUUGCAAUUACGGCGGUCAGUUCUUUGCCGCUCGCUAAUGUGCAUGUGAAAUUUGUGUCGCCCCCUAAUGCAUAUGAGCACAGCGUUACGACAGACGGGGAUCGCACGGUGGCCCAGAAGUCAUUCAUUUCGAUCGGUCGAAGGAACGCAAGGCGAUCGAAGGAUCUGGAUUACAAUUACAGAACGAAUUUACGGCGGAAUCACUUACGACAGGCAAGUCCCACGAAUGUCGAAUCUCUAUGGCCUGUCGGGGUUUUCCUACCGCCAAUUGACGUUAAUGAUCUCGGGUACAGUUGGCACGAGGUGCGACGUGGCCACCCCGAUAUCUUCAAAACGCAAGGUAAAGAUUUCACGCGCUUUCCAUUCUCGCAAUAAAAAUCUAGGAUCCGUCUUGUAUCUUCGUCUUUUGUCUUUUCUACUGUCUUUUACGGUUUGAAUAAAAUAAUAUUCCAGGAGAGGAUUUAAAUCAG
Messenger RNA from Pseudomyrmex gracilis, 700 nucleotides. RefSeq lists its product as uncharacterized. The coding region runs from base 201 to 605 and encodes 134 amino acids. NCBI's taxonomy places the organism in Eukaryota, Metazoa, Arthropoda, Insecta, Hymenoptera, Formicidae. The transcript is spliced from 5 exons. The record is from RefSeq and is a predicted model, not a curated record.